Molecule: messenger RNA, 1314 nt
Organism: Tupaia belangeri chinensis (Chinese tree shrew)
Lineage: Eukaryota; Metazoa; Chordata; Mammalia; Scandentia; Tupaiidae
Gene: SUV39H2
Product: SUV39H2 histone lysine methyltransferase
Exons: 4
Coding region: 5-406 (133 amino acids)
Cellular component (GO): nucleus
Molecular function (GO): histone H3K9 methyltransferase activity; protein binding
Source: RefSeq, a predicted model, not a curated record
UGUCAUGGAAUAUGUUGGAGAGGUAAUCACAAGUGAAGAAGCUGAAAGAAGAGGGCAGUUAUAUGACAACAAAGGAAUCACAUAUCUCUUUGAUCUGGACUAUGAAUCUGAUGAAUUCACAGUGGAUGCAGCUCGAUAUGGAAAUGUGUCUCAUUUUGUGAAUCACAGUUGUGACCCAAAUCUUCAGGUGUUCAAUGUUUUCAUUGAUAACCUUGAUACUCGUCUUCCCCGGAUAGCAUUAUUUUCCACGAGAACCAUCAAUGCUGGAGAAGAGCUGACUUUUGAUUAUCAAAUGAAAGGUUCUGGAGAUAUAUCUUCGGAUUCUAUUGACCACAGCCCAGCCAAAAAGAGGGUCAGAACAGUAUGCAAAUGUGGAGUUGUGACUUGCAGAGGUUACCUCAACUGAAUUUGCAGAAAACAGAACUGAUGAAAAUUAUAGUUAUAUUUUUUCCUAAUGUUAACAUCUUUAAAGAAUAAGUAUUUGGGACUCUUUCCAUAUUAUUCAAGGUUAUACCUAUAUGUAAAUUUAAGUUUCAAGACACUUGCCAAAUGUAUUACAGGUAUUUUGAAGAGAGGGACACUGGGCCACAUAGCCUAAUUUGAUAUAUAUUUAUUUAGUGGUUAGACACCAAAACUAUUUACCAGUCAGUACAUUCAUACUUACAAAAUCUGUGAAUAGAGAAAUGCCUAUUUCAGUGUUUGAAAAAUGUUAAACCAAUAAUGCAACAGUUUCUAAGCUCAAACAUUCAACUUGCCAUACACCUUGAAUUCAGAGAAAUAGUUAAUUCAAUUUGGGCAAAUAUCUUUUAUUUUUGUUACUUUAUUGUCAUGUCUAUUUAAUACUCACUGUAUUUGUACUUGAGACAAAUAGGUGAUUCUGAAUUUUAUAACCUAUUUUCUACUUUUUCAUUGAAACAUUGACAUCUUAAUGAUAGGAAAAUUUAAGGUAUAAUAAAUGAAAAUUUUAAUUUCAGCUUGAUUUCAUAUUUUAAAGCAAUCUAGACCAUUAUGAGGGGUGUAUAUCUGAGCCUAUAGUUGUCUAAGAUUUUUCAGUCCUGUAGAAGGAAUAUCUCUGAAAUACCCUCUCUAAAAUCCAGAAUGGCUGGCCAUCAUGCUUCUUUGAAAGGACAGGACAGUGGGAUCAAGAGGGGUUUUUUGGAAUGCCAAGCAGGAAAAAUGGAGCACUUUAAGGGCACCUCUUAGGAACAUGAAUUAGGAGACACAUGUUAAGAACCUUUUCUCUAAACAGUUAAAACAAGAUACCUGGGGGCAGAUGUUCCUAAUAAUAAAUGUAAUGUACAUUAAUAUUACAUC